GCCUGCCGCUCUCAUAUUCUGAUCUUCCUCUUGAGGGAAGACUGUGAAAAAGUGCUUAUAUUAUGAGUCUGUUUUUCUGCCUUAGGUGAAACCCUUAGUAAUCUGUCUCAUUUUUCCUUUCGCAGAGAGAAAAACAUGAAUUUCAAAGUUGUGAUCUUCGCCCUAUUGCUCUCAACAACUUUAGCAUACCCUUUACAAAAUGGGUUCAGAGGAGCAGCUUGGGCUGACACAAAGACCAACCAGGCUCAUGACAAGGCCGACUUGACUAAAGACAUGGACAAGAUCUACAAGAGCAUCAUUGACAGCAGUGCUCUUUACAACCAUGAAGGCGAUGAUGCCAAAAAUCCUGUGGCAGAGGAAAUGCAGCAGAAACUGACCAUGGAGUCCGAGCGCCUCCGAGUUCGUCUCCGCCAAGAGCUGGCUGAGCUGCGGGAAAGAUUGUCCCCAUCUCCAGCUCAUCUCAGCGCCACGUUGGCCAGCAUAAGGGAGCGCUUGACUCCUCUGACUCAACAGCUGCAAAGCUCUCUCAGCAGCAACGCUCAAGAUCUGUGCAGCCAGCUCAGUUCGUAUCUGCAGGGUCUGGAGAUGACAGAGACUGCAGCAGAAUCCAGCCCAGCUCUGCAUCAGGAAGCCUUCCAGUGGCUCAGCCAAACCUUGAAGCAAAACACCAUCCAAUUGGCCAACAUGAUAAGUGAAUUUCGUGCGUCUGCCAGUGCCAUGAUGGAGGAUUUGAAACAAGGAGGUGGUUCUGAGGAAGACGCAGAGAAUUCAAAGAUGUGGCAAGACGUGACCUCUCGUUUAGAACAGGAAGUGAGUUCCCUGAAGGAGGCGGCACAGAAAAGAGUGGAGAUUCUAAACGCACAGCUUGCGGCGCUGCAGGAAUCUGUUCAGCCCCAUACAGCUGAAGUGAAAGGUACUGUGGAGCGAUUCUGUGAGAACACAGCCCAGCAGAGUCAAGAGCUUCAGGCCUGGAUGGAGAAACUCUUUAAAGCAUUGGAGGAGGAACUCCAUGCCACCUCAAGCGUGUCUUUUUCGUUGCCUGUGCAACACGACAGCUCUUUGCAGGAGGACUUUACCGUGAAGCUGUCUGCUCUGAUCCAGGAUAUUCUGCACUCUGUGCAGUGACAAAAACACACAUUGAAGAAAUGAAGUUUCAACUCCCGUCAAAUCACUUCAUUGACUCACCUAACCUGAAUUCUUGAAUUCUGCUUUUUUAUAUAUAUAUAACUUUACCAUCGGAACAAGCUGAGUGUAAAUAUUUAUAAGAUAUUUGUGAAUGUCUUUUUUUCAGUCUGCAUGUGAAUGAUUGAGGAUUUGUGUCUGUUUCAAUGUUAAAACGGUGCUACCUUCUAAAGGCUUGUUUAGUGAUAAAGCCACAUAAAAGUUAUUUUUCAUCAAUUUACCUUCAAGAAUAUAUUUUGUAUGAGCAAGACAACAAUGCAACUCUGAAAGAAUAGUUUGUAUUCAUCUUUAUUAUAGACAGACACCAAAUGUUUAUGUUAGCUCAGAAUUUCUUUCAGCGAAAUCUGAAUAUCUGUGAAUAUUAUUGUAAAUAAGCAGUAUAACAAAUAUAAGCUUUACCGAUGUUACUUGUACUUUUUAAAACAGUGCAAAGAAUAAACUAUUUUUCAAAACUA
Molecule: messenger RNA, 1637 nt
Organism: Oryzias melastigma (Indian medaka)
Lineage: Eukaryota; Metazoa; Chordata; Actinopteri; Beloniformes; Adrianichthyidae
Exons: 3
Coding region: 136-1125 (329 amino acids)
Biological process (GO): triglyceride homeostasis; cholesterol homeostasis; lipoprotein metabolic process
Cellular component (GO): high-density lipoprotein particle; chylomicron; blood microparticle
Molecular function (GO): phospholipid binding; phosphatidylcholine-sterol O-acyltransferase activator activity; cholesterol binding
Source: RefSeq, a predicted model, not a curated record